GUGUGCGCGCUUGGCGCCAGGGCUGGGUAAGCGCCGAGUCUUAUCUGUUAUUGAAUAACCGAAACAGCUGUGGGCAGGACUUUGUCGACCAGACUACACCUUCUUGUGGACUAUAAUGGUUAUUUCAUAUCGAGGCACAUUAAUUAGACAAAUUCUGCGACGUUGUCAUCGCGCAGUCGCAGCAAAUAAGAACAGCACCAGCUUGACAUGUUUCCAUGGGGUCUGGCCGCCAUCGGAGCGGAGAGACUUUGAGCAGCACAUGCGUAUUGUGCCGGACUUCAUCAGCGAGGCAGAGGAGAAACAGCUGCAUGAGGAAAUCGAACCGUAUAUGAGCCGGCUACGCUACGAGUUUGACCACUGGGACGAUGCCAUACAUGGCUUUAGGGAGACUGAGCGCAAAAAAUGGUAUCCGAAGAACCGGGAGCUCCUGGAGCGCGUGCGUCAGGUGGCCUUCAAUGGCGAAAUUAUGCCCUACGUGCACAUACUGGAUCUAGCGCCUGACGGCGUCAUCAAGCCCCAUGUAGACAGCACCCGCUACUGCGGAAACACCAUUUCGGGGAUCAGUUUGCUCAGCGACAGCGUCAUGCGCCUGGUGCGUACCGAUGCCGAAAAGUAUCAGCAAAACAGCUCUAAUCCGAGCACCGAAGAUACCUCGUAUCGCCAGCAGCCGAAGGCAUUGCUAGAAAACAACUUCUAUGCGGAUCUGUUUUUGCCACGCCGCUCGCUUUACAUAAUGAGCCACACGGCGCGGUACAAUUUUACACAUGAAAUUCUGGGAAACGAGCAUUCCAAGUUUCUUGGCAAUCCCGUCGAGAAAACGCGUCGUAUCUCCAUCAUAUGCCGCAAUGAUCCUUAAAACAAAAUGAAAUCUGGUUAACAUUUUAUCGUUGACAUUUUAAAGCAAAAGCUUUAUAUAUACACAUACAAUUGUUUAUUGAAA
Drosophila montana is the source of this 940-nucleotide messenger RNA. Its product is annotated as alpha-ketoglutarate-dependent dioxygenase alkB homolog 7, mitochondrial. The transcript is spliced from 4 exons. Lineage: Eukaryota; Metazoa; Arthropoda; Insecta; Diptera; Drosophilidae. The record is from RefSeq and is a predicted model, not a curated record. Gene Ontology annotation, cellular component: mitochondrial matrix. Bases 116 to 856 code for a protein of 246 amino acids. Gene Ontology annotation, biological process: fatty acid metabolic process; DNA damage response.